Molecule: messenger RNA, 476 nt
Organism: Racocetra fulgida
Lineage: Eukaryota; Fungi; Glomeromycota; Glomeromycetes; Diversisporales; Gigasporaceae
Source: the annotation of a GenBank genome assembly
UGGGUUUUAGAAGGAACUUAUUUAUCAAAAAUCACUGACUUUGCUGCUAAAAAAUGGGAUCAACUUUAUCACGCUGAAAAGACCAGUUGGAAGGGAAAAUUGUAUAUUACGGGCCAACAACUCUUAGAUAGAAUUGACCAUCAAGAAUAUUUUUUAAAAAGUAUACCGUUAAAAGAAGAGGUGGAAAAAAAUUUUUCGUCAAAAGAGAAUAUGAAUGUGAAAAAUAAUUUACAAAUGAAUGAAAAAGGGGGAAAAUGUGCUACUGAAGAGGAAAAAAAUAAUGAUCGACUAAUACCUACCGAUUCUAAUGUAUUAGAUCAAAUUUAUGAUGGUAUAGAUUUAAAUAAUUAUGAUAUUCUUGACGAAAAUCGGAUUCAUCAAAUAGCCCAUGAAUUUAAUGUUUUAACAAUGGAUACUGAUGUAAAAAGAGCCAGACAUCAAAUAUUGGAAAAAAUAGAGUCUGAGUCUCAAGGAAA